AUGGAUACAAUAAGAAACAAUUCGUGGGUUUUUCUUCUGCGUGUUAUUGUUUUUUAUUUCGUUUUCUGCACCAAACUCCAUCGUACAACUGCUGCAGAUACAAUCUCUUUUGGUGAUUCUCUAACUGGAAAUCAAAUUAUUAUAUCAAGGAAUUAUAGAUUUGUAUUGGGUUACUUCAAGCCAGGUACUACGACGUCUCAGAAUUACUAUAUAGGCAUUUGGUACAAAAAAGUCUCAGUUCAAACUGUUGUGUGGGUUGCUAACAGGGAUGCACCUAUUACUGAUCCAUCUUCUUCAAAGUUAAUACUAUUACAUGGAAACUUAGUUUUACUUGAUAAUUCAAGCAAAACACCAAUUUGGUCUACAAAUUUAGCUUCAAAUACACUAAAUACACCUCAAGUCGUUCUCGGCGAUGAUGGAAAUCUGGUUUUAAGGGAUGGGUCUAAUCGAAAUGUUGUAUACUGGCAAAGUUUUGAUUAUCCGACUGAUACUUUGUUACCUGGUGCAAAACUUUGGUUCAAUAAAGAAACUUCACAGAGUCAGAAACUUGUUUCAUGGAGGAGUCCAGAAGGUCCAGCCAAGGGAUUAUACACCCUAGUAUCAGGACCAAGUCAGUCUGUUGCUAUACUCUGGAAAAACGUUAAAGAAAUUUGGAACAGUGGGGAAUGGAAUGAAGAAUCAAAAAGUUUUCCUUCAAUUCCUGAGAUGAUGAAAUUAAAACCCUUUUUCAAUUAUAAUUUAAAUGAGAAUUAUUUUACUUAUUCAGUUAACACCAAUUCUACUCUUAUUACUAGAUUGGUUAUAGAUUUUACAGGCCAAAUCAAACAACUUACAUGGUCAGAUAGAACGGAAAAUUGGAAUUUGGUUUGGGUUCAACCCCCAGAAUUUUGUGAUGUAUAUGGCAUUUGUGGACCUUUUGGCGACUGUAACGUGAAUACUCAGAAGUGCGAGUGUCUGCGUGGUUUCGUCCCAACUUCUUCUGAAAAUUGGAGUCUCCAGGAUUCAUCUGGCGGGUGUUCAAGGAGCGUGCCUUUCCACUGCGGCAGUAACGUUACUUUUACGCAAAUAUCAACCUCACACUCAAUUUUGCCUGAUAAACCCCAGCUGUAUACUGAGUAUGAUAGCGUUGAAGAAUGCCAAUCAGCUUGCAAGGUUAAAUGUUCUUGCAAUGCUUACUCUUUCAACGUUCGAUGUCUAUUGUGGAAUGGAGAUGUAAUAAAUUUCAAUAACACUAGACCAUCUCAUGAUACACCAUCACUUUUCUACCUAAAACUUGCAGCAACGCAAAAGCCAAAGAUGUCACUUAGAGUGCUGCUUAUUAUAGUUGUUCCAACGGUUAUUACAGUGCUAUCCAUCACGACAAUUUUAUGUUUCUGCAUCAUAAAAAGAAGAAGGAAAAUUGACGAUAUCGUUGAGAUUCAAAGUUCUGAAUCGUUGGAAUUCAAAUUCAGUACGAUAAAUGCUGCUACAAGCAACUUCUCAGAUGACAAUAAGCUUGGGCGAGGCGGAUUUGGUACUGUAUACAAGGGUACACUGACAGAUGGACAAGAAAUAGCUGUGAAGAGGUUGUCUGAAAAUUCAUGCCAAGGUGAAGAGGAGUUUAAGAAUGAAGUUGCAUUACUAAUCAAACUACAACAUAAAAAUCUUGUUAGACUAUUAGGUUUUUGUUUAGAAGGAGAUGAAAAGCUACUCGUAUACGAGUUCAUGAAACACGGAAGCCUCGAUCAGUUCUUGUUCGGUCCAGUUAAACGUGCACAUUUGGAUUGGGGAAUGCGACACAUGAUUGUAGAAGGUAUUGCUAAAGGACUUCUAUAUCUUCAUGAGGACUCUCGCCUUAACAUUAUUCAUCGAGAUCCCAAAGCUAGCAACGUACUAUUAGGAGCAGAUAUGGUCCCUAAAAUUGCAGAUUUCGGAAUGGCUAGGAUUUUCAAGGUGAAUCAGAAUCAAGAUUGCACAAAACGCAUUUGUGGAACUUUUGGAUAUAUGGCUCCUGAAUAUGCAAUGUUUGGUAAAUUCUCGGUAAAAUCAGACAUCUUUAGCUUCGGUGUCUUAAUUCUAGAGAUACUAUGCGGCAGAAAGAGUAACUCAUUCGGAAAAGAUGAAGAUGCCGAGAGUAUCUUAACUUAUGCACGGAAGUUUUGGAAUGAAGGGAAACCUAUAGAAUUGCUUGAUCCCACAUUAAGAGAGAAUUAUUCAGCAAAUGAAGUGAUGAGCUACAUCCAAAUUGCAUUAUCAUGUGUUCAACAAGAUGCAGCCGAAAGACCCACAAUGGCAGAGAUUGUGGACAUUCUCAAUAACGACUACUCUGGGACUCUUGCAGCGCCUCUACAACCACCUGCAUUUUCAUUGCGUAAUAGGAGUAAAACAGAAGCCAGUGUCUCUUCUCAAGAUUCCAACAGUGUGAGCGUCAAUGAAGUGUCUAUGACCGAAUUAUACCCACGAUGAUAAGCUAACUAAAUUUGGGAGUUUUCUGAAAGGAUUUAGUUAGCUUCCGGAAUUUGAAUGAUUGUCAUACUAUGUGUAACAAUUCUUCAUUUAAUGUGCUCUAGCUGAAAACAACUUCUCGGAACUAGUCAAAA
This is a messenger RNA of Papaver somniferum (opium poppy), 2579 nucleotides long. Its product is annotated as G-type lectin S-receptor-like serine/threonine-protein kinase RKS1. Gene Ontology annotation, molecular function: protein serine/threonine kinase activity; ATP binding. The transcript has 6 exons. The record is from RefSeq and is a predicted model, not a curated record. Gene Ontology annotation, biological process: recognition of pollen; protein phosphorylation. Bases 1 to 2445 code for a protein of 814 amino acids. NCBI's taxonomy places the organism in Eukaryota, Viridiplantae, Streptophyta, Magnoliopsida, Ranunculales, Papaveraceae.